CCGUGUGCUGGGCUUAACGAUCUGAGUGCGUGAGUCGGUCAAGCCGGCCGAGAGGGGGGACAGCCUCGCCUCCGGCGCCGCCGCGGCGAUCACCCAGGCCAACUCCACCCCCACUGCCUCCUCCUCCUCCCCCAACCGCGGCCGUUUCCCUGCCGCUCCGUCCACGCCGCCGUGACCUCGCCCGCACGCGCUCGUUCGCCUCGCUGUUCCUCGCGUCCACAUCCGCGCCCUCCAGCCGUUCGACGAAACGCCACCGAGACACUGACGUGCGCUCGUGCUCCCAGCUUCCCACGCCGUUCUCGGAGAGCCUAAGCCGGGAGCGGAGGCCACCGAGGCACCGAUCCAUGUCCCUCGCGAAGCGCUACGUGCUGCGCCUCUUCAUAUCGCUCAAGUACGUGACGGCGAACGUGGUGGACCGGCAGAGCGGCCGCAUCGUGACGACCGCCUCGACCGCGGAGCGGCCCCUGCGGGACGGGCUGGAGUGCGGCCGCGCCUGCAACGCCAAGGCGGCGGCCGCCGUCGGCGAGGUGCUCGCCAUGCGGCUCAAGGUGGACGGCCUCGCGCGGGAGCCCAUACACGCCGACGCGGCCAAGGAGGUCGCCAAGAAGGGGUUCAAGAACCAGACCAAGGUCUGGGCCAUCCUCAACGCGCUGCGCAACCAUGGGGUCAACCUCCACAUCGACGACGACGGCGACCACAGGCGGCACGUCUGAAGCAAUCGUCAGUUCAGUUCACCAUUUCCAGAGGAAAUCGAAGUAUACCAAAAGACAUUCAUCUGGAAACUGUAAGUACCUGGUUGUGAUUCUCAAUGGCUGGAUCAGGACCGACAACUUUGACACUCUUCUUUGUUUUCUUCUUCAGCCAGUGGCAGACCUCUGUUGGAUCCACCUUCCCAACCACCGUGACAAUCCCAGUGCCAACAUCCCCUACCGAAGUUUCGAUUCCUAUGGUGCAACAAUGCGAAAUGUGUCAGGAAUGGUUACCAGAGUUUUCAGAAAGAAAUAAACUGAGAAGAACACUGAGCAACGCUGUACCCCUGAGACUCCCAAUGGACGCCAUGGCCUUCUCGACUUUCUUGACGCAGCCAAUGCAGCGGCACUGCAUCUCGACCUGGAGCGUGAACCGCCUGGCCCCCUCCUGUGGAUUGAAGUACAAGAUCCAUCUGUCACUCCAGACGGAAAGACCCAGCACUCCAGCAGAUGAAGAAGAAAGGUGAAGCUCCCUCACCGUCCCCAUGGUUAGAGUCUCGAGUAUCUUCUGUGACGCUGUUCGCCGGCGGCGGCGAUCACAGUCUGGAGGCCGGCACCGUGGCAAGGGUCGUUUUAAAUAGAUGCAUCGGGUGUUGACCGGUGAGUGCGCGCGCCACUUGUCGCUUCGUUCGUUGGUCAGCUGCCAGUUAAUGGGAGGGAGCGGGGUUCCAUGCAGUUUUGUGAAUCAGAGGAGCCACCGGUUGGCAUGCUUGAUUGACCUGACCGUUCACACUAACUGGUGUUUCAUCCAAUCUUCAUGUUCUGAUCGUCACGAACGUGCAGUUAUUUUCACAAGAAUAAAGAAAAAUAAUGUCUUCAUGUUGU
Panicum virgatum (switchgrass) is the source of this 1574-nucleotide messenger RNA. RefSeq lists its product as uncharacterized. Lineage: Eukaryota; Viridiplantae; Streptophyta; Magnoliopsida; Poales; Poaceae. Gene Ontology annotation, molecular function: 5S rRNA binding; structural constituent of ribosome. The record is from RefSeq and is a predicted model, not a curated record. The transcript has 2 exons. The coding region runs from base 345 to 713 and encodes 122 amino acids. Gene Ontology annotation, biological process: translation. Gene Ontology annotation, cellular component: ribosome.